UGGUAAUCUCAUAUUGUUAAAUAACAUAAAAAAUUCAAAAUGAAGCGAAUGUUUAGCCUGAAUAAGGCUCAUGGAUCAGAAACUUCUGUUAUUUUUCGUUGGCAAAAGAAACUCGGAAAUUACUUGGCAACCACUGGUCAUGAUCACGUCAUAAGAAUAUGGGACAGGCACGGUCAGAUAGAAGAAGAGGUUGUUUUGCCAAGCCCAUGCACUGGUCUAGAAUGGGACCAUGAUGGAGGUGCAUUGGCUGCAAUAUGUGAAAAAAGCAGCACAUUAUUCAUAUGGGAUGCAAAUCAACAUAAAGUUAUCAAUAUUGAUAGCGGAGCCAAAGAUGGACAUACUCAUUUGAUGUGGUCGAAAACAGAUUUGUGUUUGGCUGUUGGUACUUCGAAAGGCAACGUAAUUCUUUACGAUCAUAAAGUUGGUCGCAAAGUACCUAUACUUGGCAAACAUAACAAGAAAAUUGUUUGCGGUGCAUGGAGUUAUCAAAAUAAAUUUGCUUUGGGAGGAGUUGACAACACUGUUACAAUCAGCGAUAAAGAGGGUAAAACUCUUUUUCAAUUCAAUGUUCGUGAUACCCCAAGUUUAAUGCAGUUUUCUGAAAUGAAAGGGAACACUAGAAGUGAUUUAGGAGAAAAUACAGUCAGUCUUGUGGUUGGGAGAAAGACAUUGUAUCUCUACAAUAUGUCUGAUACAUCAAAUCCGAUUGAACUUGCAUUCCAGUCUAGAUAUGGAAAAAUUGAGUCAUAUCGUUGGUAUGGCGAUGGUUAUAUUAUGAUUGGAUUUUCUAAUGGAUAUUUAGUCGUCAUAUCGACGCACGUAUCUGAAAUUGGUCAGGAACUUUUCCAAGUUCGCAAUCAUCAUGAUUAUUUGUCUUGUGUCACAAUUUCACAAUCAUUAAAUGCUGCUGCAUCUUGUGGAGACUCGAGUAUUAGAAUUCACGACCUGAGAGAAUUGAGUGAAAUAACGGCUAUUAUUAACAUUGAAGAUGAACCGAAGGGUUUAAAAGAAAUCCAAUGGACGGAUGACGGACAGCUUCUUGCUGUAUCUGGGGCCAAAGGAAACCUGCAUUGCUACUUAACAAAAUUACCAAUGCUUGGAGACACGCAUGGGACUAAAAUUGCCUAUCUUACAUCUCUUCUUGAAGUCACUGUUAUUAACCCCGUAGAAGGUGCAAAGCCUAUUAAAAUUCCCAUUGAUGUUGAGCCUGCAUUUAUUGCUUGUGGUCCAUAUCAUAUUGCGGCCGGUAUGAACAACCGAGCAUGGUUUUAUUUUGUCGGCGAGGAUGGAGCAGAGAGGUUGAAAGACCGUGAAUACCUCGGAACGAUUCAAAGUAUGCAUCUCAAUUCUGAUUAUGCUGCUGUAAUGUUUGAAGGUAAAGUACAAUUACAUAUGCUUGAUGCAACUUCAAAUAUGGAAGACAGAGAGACAAAGUUAUUUCCAGAACGAGAUGAUCUUGGAAAAGUAACUUCAUGUGACAUUACAAAUGAAUAUUUGAUUUAUAGCACUGAUAUGGGGAGCUUGCAUUUUUUCAGUAUGGAAGAUUGGAAUCAGGUAAACGUCUUUCGUCAUGCGAAUGGAAUUCGCUCUAUUCAUCAAGAUUAUUCAGGUACAAGACUUGUUAUUGUCGAUGAUCAAGGCCAAGGAUUUAUAUAUAAUCCAGUUAAUGACGCUCUUCAUAAAAUUCCUGAUUUUCCAUCAAAUAUACAAGGGCUCGUCUGGGAAAGAUAUCCUUAUGAUAAAGGAGUGUUCAUAGUGUAUGAUGAAACAAAUAUAUUGACUUAUGUUUAUCAUCGAGAAUCCUUGAAUGGGCCACAUGUAAAUCUUGUUGGAAUAACACAUCUUCCAUUUUCACAACACCCUCUCCUUCUAUACAAUGGGAAUUUGUCGUUGCAACUAACGAAUGGAAAAAUAAACACAAUAUUGCUUGACACUCAUUCGUUUCUAAAGGAAGAGGAAACUGAAAAAGACGAAGAUUCAGAUGUUUUACAAAAAAAUUUAUCUCUCGCUAUUUCAUUAUGUCGAUGGAGGGAGGCCUGGUCUAUAUGUGCUUCAUUGAAUAAAAAGAAACUUUGGCUGAGACUGGGAAUGGCUGCAAUAACUGCAUUAGAUCUUGACCUUGCUGUUCGUGUAUACAGAUGUGUUCAGGACGCAGGGAUGGUCUUGUCAUUACAGCAAUUGAGAGAUAUUGAGGACAGUAAUCUUUUGGCUGGGACCCUUGCAUCUUACAUUGGAGAUUUUGAGCUAGCUCAAGAACUGUUACUGAAUUCUGGGACUCCGUCAGCGGCCUUGGACAUGCGUCGAGAUCUGUUGCAUUGGGACACAGCUAUGCAACUGGCUCAGACUUUGGAUCCAGAACAAAUACCCUUCAUUGCUAAAGAAUAUGCCCAACAAUUGGAAUUCACCGGUAACUAUCCCAGCGCACUUUCUCAUUAUGAAAAAGGAUUAACGCGUAGAAUUGAGUACAAGCAACAUGAUGAGAUUUGCAUUGAUGGAAUAACACGUAUGUCAAUAAGGCAAGGAGAUAUUAGAAGAGGAGUAACACAAGCAAAAAAGAGUGGAAACCGACAACUGAAAAAGGAGUGUGCUGCAAUACUUGAAAGCAUGAGGCAAUUCCCAGAAGCAGCUGAACUAUAUGAAGAGGCAGAAUUCUAUGAAAAAGCAACUGCAGUAUAUAUAAGAUGCAAAAACUGGAAUAAAGUUGGGGAAUUGUUACCUAACGUUACAUCCCCCAAGCUUCAUCUUCAGUAUGCAAAGGCUAAAGAGACGGAUGGUAAAUUUGCAGAAGCUGCUCUUGCAUAUAGAAAUGCUAAAGAUUUCGAAAAUGAGAUCAGAGUUUAUCUUGAUCAUUUACAAAAACCUGAUGAAGCAGUUAGGAUUGUGAAAGAAACGGGAUCUAUCGAAGGUGCCAGUAUGGUGGCAAGAUUUUUUAUAAGACUUGGAGAUUAUGCUUCAGCGAUACAAUUUCUGGUUUUAUCAAAAUGUAAUGACGAAGCUUUCCAAAUGGCACAACAACAUGGACAAAUGGAGAUUUAUGCUGAAAUAAUUGGAACAGAUGCGACACCGAAUGAUUUACAAAGUAUUGCCGUCUAUUUUGAAAACGAGAGAAAUUACUUUUUGAGUGGUAAAUUCUAUUAUCUUGCUGGAUUAUACAACAAAGCAAUAAAACACCUUAUUAAAUCAGCUCUAUCUUCUACCACUGUUGAUGAAACUCAAGCUAUAGAACUGGGGAUAGAAACUGCUUCGAAGUCGAAAGAUCAAUCCAUCGUACAAACAUUAAUAUCAUUUUUGAUCGGUGAAAAUGAUGGCGUUCCCAAGGAUCCAAAGCAUUUAUUCAGGUUGUACAUGUCACUGGAUCGAUACCAUGAUGCUGCACAGACUGCAAUUAUUAUUUCAAAAGAAGAACAGAAGUCUGGAAGCUACGCUAGCGCUCGUGAUCUGCUUUUCAGCAUGAUGAAAGAACUUAAAGAUCGUGACAUCAAGAUCCCUUCUGAAAUGGAAAGUAAUUUGCUCAUCCUGCAUUCAUAUAUACUUGCUAGAAGUCAUAUAAAGCGUGGUGAUCAUUUGAAAGCAGCUCGAAUGUUGAUUAGAGUCGCAGAAAAUAUUUCAAAGUUUCCUGGCCAUAUCGUUCCUAUUUUAACAUCUACUGUUGUUGAAUGUCACAAAUCCGGACUACGGGCAAGUAGUUUCAGUUAUGCUGCAAUGCUUAUGCGUCCCGAGUAUCGAAAUAAAAUUGAUGAAAAAUACAAGAGGAAAAUAGAACAAAUUGUUAGAAAAUCUGGUGGUAAAGGGGAAGAUGAAGAAGAACCAGAUGCUCCCUGUCCUUUUUGUAAUUAUUCACUGUCUGAAACAGAGCUUCUCUGUCCCAGUUGCAAAAGUCAAAUACCGUAUUGCAUUGCUACAGGUCGUCAUAUUGUGAAGACUGAUAUGUGUGUUUGCCCGUCAUGUGAUUUUCCAGCAUUGUAUAGCGAAUUUCAAAAGUUUCUGGAUUCGGAUCCUACUUGUCCCAUGUGCUCUGAAACUGUUCUCGCUGAUACUUUGGUGCGCGUAAAAGAUACUGAAAAAUACUUGAAAAAGCAGUAGGCAUUGCAGGGCUAAAAUAAAUAUGAACACAACAUUCAAUGUUCAUGUAGCCAUCUAAUCGUGGAACAACUGAAUGUUGUGUAUAACUGUGCAUAUAACAGAAAUUCAUAAGAAUUAUAAUUGAAAAAAAUGAAGCUGCUGAAUAUAGUGUAUGGGUGAAUAGCAAUAUGUAUCAAUUAUAUAUAUAUGUAUAAUUCUCCUAAAUAAUUGCAGCACUGGUGAUGUAAAAUUGUUACACUGUUGGUUUGAAGUAAAAGUGCUUUUAAGUUGUCAAAUAUAUCUGAAUUCAGUAUUUUUAUAUUUAUUCAAUGCUGGGUACUUCUGAGCAUCAAUGCUUGAUGUUGCUAUCAUUUUGAAUGUAUUUAGGAGUAGGCCUACUGGUGCUCCUAUCUUAUUGACUUGACAUAUUGUAUUUUUGUAUAAAAUUUUCGUAUGGUAUAGUUUUCUGAUUCAAAAACAAGAGAAAAAUGUUCCUCUA
Messenger RNA from Styela clava, 4561 nucleotides. Its product is annotated as WD repeat-containing protein 19-like. Gene Ontology annotation, cellular component: intraciliary transport particle A; cilium. Lineage: Eukaryota; Metazoa; Chordata; Ascidiacea; Stolidobranchia; Styelidae. The record is from RefSeq and is a predicted model, not a curated record. Gene Ontology annotation, molecular function: protein binding. Gene Ontology annotation, biological process: intraciliary retrograde transport; cilium assembly.